GCGGAGCGCAUCUGUAGCUCUGCGGAGGAUUUGUUAGUUGACUCUGAUUGUUUGGGAGGAUUGUUUGAGUUGCAUGUGACUGACCAGAAAUUAUCAAUUUUGAGCUAGCUUCCAGAAGAUCGAACAAGAUGUCUGGAAAAGUAGCAAGAUUUGAGUACAAUGAGGACAUGGUUGCCCGUGAUGCAUUGCUCAAUGCCACACAUGCACGCAAUCAUCUUGAAUUCUGUUGUGGUCUUAAUAUAGAUACAGUGCCUCCUGUUGUUAGGGGAACAGGCAUCAUUUGCACCAUUGGUCCAGCAUGCCAAGAUGUUGAUAAGCUCAAAGAGAUGAUCUAUAGUGGGAUGAACAUUGCAAGGAUGAAUUUUUCACAUGGAACACAUGAGUAUCAUAAGAAGACAAUUGACAAUGUCAGGGAGGCAGCAAAAGUUGAGCAUCCCCAUCCUGUAGCAAUUGCUCUGGACACCAAGGGGCCUGAAAUCAGAACCGGCAUUAUGAAGGCUGGAACUGACAGUGAAACAACUUACAAGAAAGGCGCAGCACUGAGAGUGACAACUGACCUCAGCCUGAGGGAGCAAUGCGACGAGAACUUACUGUAUGUUGAUUACAAAGGUUUGGCAAAGUCUGUCAAGAAAGGGAGUAAGAUUUUCAUAGCCGAUGGCCUAUUGUCACUUGAAGUAACGGAUGUAUUAGAUGAUCACGUGAUGACUAAAAUUCUUAAUGAUGCAGCGAUUAGUUCAAGGAAAAACUGUAACUUGCCGGGGGCUAUUAUUGAUCUGCCGGCUGUUUCAGAGAAGGACGUCCAGGAUUUGCAGUUUGGUGUUGAAAAUGAGGUCGAUAUGAUCUUCGCUUCCUUCAUUCGCAAAGCCCAAGAUAUCAGAGAUGUGCGAAAAGUCCUUGGUGAGAAGGGAAAAGACAUUAAAAUCAUUGCUAAGAUCGAAAACCACGAGGGAAUCAUCAAUAUCGAUGAGAUCCUCAUGGAAACUGAUGGCGUCAUGGUUGCUAGGGGUGAUAUGGGUAUGGAGAUUCCCCUUGAGAAGGUCUUCCUUGCUCAGAAGAUGAUAAUAGCAAGAUGCAAUAUGGCAGCCAAACCGGUUAUCUGUGCAACCCAGAUGUUAGAAUCGAUGACAGAGAACCCCCGUCCAACUAGAGCAGAAGCCUCAGAUGUAGCUAAUGCUGUACUGGAUGGCGUCGAUUGUGUCAUGUUAUCCGGGGAGACUGCAAAAGGAGCCUACCCAUCACAAGCAGUUUUGACUAUGCACAAGAUUUGCAGAGAAGCAGAGGCCGCAAUAUUCCACCGUGCUUUGUAUGAUAAUCUAAAGAAUGCCAAGACACUGACGGAUGCCACAGAAACAACCUGCAUUGCAUCAGUUAGUGCAUCGUUCAAGGUCAAUGCUGCUACCAUCAUCGCAUUUUCUACAAGCGGACGAACUGCUCGUAUUCUCUCGCAUUAUCGCCCGCGGUGCCCAAUUAUCCUCAUCACAAGGAAUAAAAGAGUCUGUAGACAGGCUCAUUUGUCACGUGGCCUUUUCCCGCUCUACUAUGACGAGCCUCGACAGAACAACUGGUCAGAUGACGUCAACGCUCGUUUGGUGUAUGCUGUUACCAAGGGCAAAGACAUGGGUUUCAUAAGAAAUGGCUCAUUCAUUGUCUUCGUCGUUGGCUGGUCCCCAGGCUCCCAUACAACAAAUACAAUGCGCAUCCUACAGGUCUCGGAAAGUGGUGACGUAAUUGGACGUCGGAAUGAGGCUGAGAUUUUCUUCAGUUGAAAAUGUUGUUGUUGUGUUGAUUGGAGGUUGUGAAUGACUCUUGUUUUUUCUGUGUAGGUUCAUGAAUGAUUGCAAAGCAGGGUAGGGCCUAGACACAUCGUAAACAGCGUCACGUGGAAUCCUUAACCCAAAAGUUCGCUAUAGUUGUUCUAAUGUGUGAUUUCUCGCUAUACGCAGCUGCAACAACCAUAGGGCCGGAUUGGUACAAUGCUUGCCAAAAGCCUUUUUUACUAGAAUUGUUUGCCCAUUAUAAUCCAUGCGAUAUUUUAUGAAGUCCUUAAAUUCUCGUUUUCUUGUAUACCCUGUUCAUAAUAAUACCUAGGCCAGUUGACCUUCCACGACCGUAAAUGUCACAGGGAAUUUUUGGGCCUAGGGCCAGGACCUUAAAUGUCGCAUGCGAUUCUAGGGCCUAGUGCCAAGGCCUUAAAUAUCAAUAGAUUUCUAAGGCCUAGGUUCAAAUUUCGAUAGCCUAAGAGCGCAAGGAAUUUAAGUCUUCCUACCACUCGCCAGGCCACCAUAUAGUAUCAAAAUAGUUGCCUAAAAAAUGACAAGACUGUCAAUCAACUGUCUAUAAGCGACCAAUCAGAAACGUCUUUUCAGAAUUACGCUAAUCAGAGUCACUUGCAAAUUUUUUAUGAGUAUACAGGUGAUGAAACGUAAAACCUUACAAAAACAAAUUUAUCCUCAGUAAGACAAGUUAGGUGAGCUGAAAUUUGAGAAGCUGAAAGCGAAUAUUUAUAAGGAAUAAAGGAAGAAAAAAUUUACGUUCACAGAACCUAACGCACCCUACCCUGCUUUGCUGUUAUGUUUUUAAUUGCUAAAAGAGAUUUUGCUGUUUAUUAUUAAUCGUUUAAAAUAUUAUAUGAUUAGGUUACACUGACUGAAAUCGGUAUUGACCAUUUUUAUUGUGUUACUUGAUAUCGAAAAGAAGUAUACUGAAUUUUUGAAAUACCGAAGUGUGUAGCAAGUUAAAAUAUUUAUACUUUGAUUUGAGGUCAAA
Rhopilema esculentum is the source of this 2766-nucleotide messenger RNA. Its product is annotated as pyruvate kinase PKM. Gene Ontology annotation, biological process: glycolytic process. The record is from RefSeq and is a predicted model, not a curated record. NCBI's taxonomy places the organism in Eukaryota, Metazoa, Cnidaria, Scyphozoa, Rhizostomeae, Rhizostomatidae. Gene Ontology annotation, molecular function: potassium ion binding; magnesium ion binding; pyruvate kinase activity.